Messenger RNA from Aphidius gifuensis, 1481 nucleotides. Its product is annotated as ropporin-1-like protein. Lineage: Eukaryota; Metazoa; Arthropoda; Insecta; Hymenoptera; Braconidae. The record is from RefSeq and is a predicted model, not a curated record. The coding region runs from base 205 to 1260 and encodes 351 amino acids. The transcript has 4 exons.
UUUUGUUUAAAUUGACCCAAUUAAGAAUAAAAAAGUCAAUAAAAUUGACAUAAUUUUAUGAUUUUUUUUUGUUGUUGUCAUGACAACUAUGAAGUGGUCGCAACAAUACACCAACAAGUUGAUGUUGAAUCAAUUUUUAUUAUGUUCAUUUAAUCAGAACAAUUUAUAGGUAAAUUUAAUUUGUGUUAAAUAAAUAAUUUUAACAUGUCUUUGAUGGAUAUUGGAUAUUCUUCAAGACCACUAAGUGUACCACCAAGAUUGCCAAUAAUUUUAAAACAAUUUUGUAAAGCAGCAAUAAGAACUCAGCCAUAUGAUUUAUUAAAAUGGUCAAGUGCAUAUUUUAAAGCACUUGCUGAAGGUAUUGAACCACCAAGUAAAGCUAGGCUUGAGUAUCCAUUACCUGGUACUGUUUCUGGAUUGACAUUGGGAUUUAUCAAAGUAUUACUACGACAAUUUGGUGAUUACAAUAGAAUAUUUUCAAUUGAAUCGAUCAUUCAAAGAUGGGAUGAUUUAUGCUUGGACAGACGUGAUUUAGAGUUAAUAAUGAUUAUUGGAAAAUUUCAACACAAAUGUCAGAUUAAAAAAUUUUUAGCAAUUGCAGUUGGUCUUCUUGGAUCAAGUCUUUAUGACACAAUGUUAAUGAUUUGUGAAUUAUUCACAAUUGAGCCUGAUGGUGGCUCAUCAAUGAUACCAAUUGGAUUAUUCAUGGAAAUUUAUGGAUACUUGGCUAGACUUCAGUGUGAUGGAAAAAAAAGACAACAAACUCCAGAUGAUGAUGGUGAUGAUAAUAAAAUGGAAUUUUCAUCUGAAUCAACAUCAGAAAUUAAAAAUCCACAAGUAAUAUUUGAUGAUAAAAUUGAAAGAAAUACAAAUUUAACAACAAGCCAGGAUGAUGAUUCAUCAACAUCACCAAAAAAUCAAGUUGAAUGUUUUUUAAAUGAUGAAAAUAUUAAUGAUGAUUUAAAAAUUGAUAAUUGUCAAUUUAAAGUUAUUGAAAAUGAUUUGAAUAAACCUACAUCUGAUAUGGAAAUUAAAAAAACGAUUAGUAUUAAAAAAAUUGAUAAUUCAGAUGAUAGAAUUGAAUCAAUUUGCCAUCCAAAUGUUCCAGGUAUUGGUGGUUGUUUGUCACCAGAAGAAAUAGCUUCUGUUGGUGCCUGGAUGAAAGAAUGUGCUAGACUUCAAGAUGGCAUGGUUGGUCCAAGAAAUCUACGUCAUUUUCAUUGUCCACCAUUGGACAGACAUGAAACACCAUAUUCCUAGCACAAUAAUUCAUUAAAUUUACAAAAUUUUUAGUAAUUUUUAUUAAAUUUUUUAUUGCUGUUUUAACACAAUUAUUUUAUUUCUAUAUAGUUUAUUAUACAGUUGCAUAUUUAUACACCUAGAUUUAGAAAAUUUAACAGCAAAAUAAUAAAUAUAUUUGACUAGUAAGUAGAAAAAUUAAUUGACAUGAUAAUAUUAUUACAACUAAGACUAGAAAAAAG